This is a messenger RNA of Sphenostylis stenocarpa, 1092 nucleotides long. Lineage: Eukaryota; Viridiplantae; Streptophyta; Magnoliopsida; Fabales; Fabaceae. The record is from the annotation of a GenBank genome assembly.
AUGGACAGCGUCACAACAACAUUUUCAAAGCACCAAUUUUCCCAUUCCCACACCACAACCACAUUCCACACUCCCGUUACGCCAAUCCAAUCCCUCUCCUUCCGCACUCACAAUCGCAAUCACAAUUUCAGACUCCUCUGCUUCUCUUCCAACCCCUCGCAGCCGCCACCGGUGGUCGUCAUCGGCUCCGCCAACGCCGAUAUCUAUGUUGAGAUCGACCGGCUCCCGCGCGAGGGCGAGACCCUUGCUGCGAAGUCUGGCGAGACGCUCGCCGGCGGCAAGGGUGCCAACCAGGCCACGUGCUCCGCCAAGCUCUCCCACCCGACCUACUUCGUCGGACAGGUUGGCGACGACGCUUAUGGUAGCCUUGUCACCGGCGCCCUUCGCGGCGGCGGCGUGCGCCUCGAUAAUCUGACAGUGGUUCCGUCCGUACCCACGGGUCACGCCGUUGUGAUGCUUCAAUCCAAUGGCCAGAACUCCAUCAUCAUCAUUGGGGGUGCCAACUUGAGUGGCUGGCCCAGUGCCCUGCCACGUCAGCAUUUGGACCUCGUUGCCCAAGCCGGCAUCGUUUUGCUGCAGAGGGAGAUCCCUGAUUAUGUCAAUGCUCAAGUCGCACAGGCUGCGAGGAAUGCUGGUGUGCCUGUUGUAUUGGAUGCUGGAGGCAUGGAUGGACCACUUCCGCCGCAAAUAUUGAAUUUUGUUGAUAUUUUGAGUCCUAAUGAAACUGAACUUGCACGUCUUACUGGAAUGCCGACUGAAAGUUUUGAACAGAUUGCACAGGCUGCUUUGAAAUGCCAUGAAAUGGGAGUUAAGCAAGUUCUAGUAAAACUUGGGCAGAAAGGAUCUGCCCUUUUUGUAGAAGGAGAAAAACCGAUUCAGCAGCCUGCCAUAGUAGCUAAAACAGUUGUUGAUACAACUGGUGCUGGUGAUACUUUUACUGCUGCUUUUGCUGUGGCCUUGGUUGAGGGCAAGUCCAAAACGGAAUGCCUCAGAUUUGCUGCUGCUGCAGCUUGUCUUUGCGUUCAAGUGAAGGGAGCCUCUCCCAGCAUGCCUGAUAGGAAAUCUGUUUUGGAUCUACUUAAUCCUCAAUGA